Messenger RNA from Symbiodinium pilosum, 789 nucleotides. The record is from the annotation of a GenBank genome assembly. Lineage: Eukaryota; Dinophyceae; Suessiales; Symbiodiniaceae.
AUGCAGAGUCUGCUGAGUAGCUCGGUCGAGAUUGUGCAGCUCCCAGUGGAUGAUCUGUGGAUGCGCGACACCAGCUGCAUCUUCUCAUACAGUGGCUGCAGCAACUACAGCCACUGCGUCAGCAUGUAUGGGCAACCCGUGAAGCACGCUUGGCCAACCGCUCCGUUAUCCUGUGUGGACUUCAACUUCAAUGGAUGGGGGAACAAGCAAAGCCACACCAACGACGCAAAGGUUGCCGCCAGUGUGGCCAGCUUUGCAGGAGCCACUUAUGUGCGCUCAAGCCUCGUGAUGGAGGGCGGGUCAGUAGAGGUGGAUGGCGAAGGCACAGCCAUCAUCACGCGAAGCUCUGUGAUCAAUCCUAACCGAAACCCCAACUGGACGGAGAAAGACGUCGAGGAUGAGCUGUACACCACACUUGGGAUCGAGAAGGUGAUUUGGACGGACGGAAUCAUCGGACGGGACAUCACAGAUGCCCACAUUGACUUCUACGCGCGUUUCACCUCCCCUGGGGUGGUGGUCGCAGCGCGCGAGAAUGACAAUACAAUCUACGACUACCAGGUCACUCGACAGGUCAUUUCAGACUUGAUCGGCGCCACGGACGCCCGGGGGCGCCAGCUCACGGUCCACAUCUUGGACAACCCCGAGUCUAUCCGCCCUGAAUGGAGCUCUGGGUCCGCUAGCGCCGGCUUCGCGGCUUCCUACAUCAACUAUUAUGUAGCCAACGGUGUGGUGGUGAGCCAGAACUUUGGGGAUAGCGUCACCGACGCUGCAGCUGUUGCCAAGCUACAG